AGUAAAUCAGCUUUUUGAUUUAGUAGCUCUUGUAUUCUGGGUUAGAGUUAAUGUUCUCUCUUCCCUCAGAACGAGCUUUCAUGUCAUCCUUUAAAUGCAAGUGCUGUUAAGGAACACAAUUUGACUCGUUUUUCAGUCAUGGCGAGGCGACAUGGGUGGCAACUCCCAGCUCACACGUUUCAGGUUGUGGCUAUAACUGUAUUUUUCUUGCUCUCUGUUGCGUACUAUUCCUUUUUUGCUCCAUUUCUUGGAAGGGACAUUUAUGAAUAUGUGGCUAUUGGUGUUUAUUCUUUCUUGGUUAUUUCGGUAUUCAUUCUAUAUGUUAGAUGCACAACCAUUGAUCCUGCGGAUCCUGGGAUACUUAUUGGUGGAGAGGGGACAUCUGCCUACCGGUCUCACAACAAGAAUGAUUUGCCUGGGAAUGCUGCUCCAAUGGAAGAACAUAGCAAGGUAGAAAUGAAGAAUGGAGAAAGGUCUGUGGGGCAUAAUUCAAGUUGGUGCUCAAAAAUUGGAGGCUUCUUCUGUGGCUUUCUAGUAAAAGAAGAUUGCUGGGAUGAUGAAGAUUUUAUGCAACAGCAAGCUGGCGAGGAAGUUGCUUUAUUUUGCACAUUGUGCAAAGCUGAGGUGCGUAAAUUUAGCAAGCAUUGCAGAAGUUGUGACAAAUGUGUGGAUGGUUUUGAUCAUCAUUGCCGGUGGUUAAAUAACUGUGUGGGGAGGAAAAAUUAUAUCACAUUUGUGUGCCUUAUGGCAGUGAGCCUUGUUUGGCUCAUUGUUGAAUGUGGAGUAGGAAUUGCCGUCCUUGUUCGGUGCUUUGUUGAUAGAAAGGGUACUGAAAAUCAGAUAGUUGAGAGGCUUGGAGUUGGGUUCUCUAGGCCCCCAUUUGCUACAGUGGUGGCCCUCUGUACAGCUGUUUCUUUUCUUGCUACCAUGCCGUUGGGAGAACUAUUCUUUUUCCAUAUGAUUUUGAUUCGAAAGGGCAUUACGACAUAUGAGUAUGUUGUAGCCAUGAGGACACAGAGUGAACCACCUGGGCCAUCUGUAGAUGCAGGGGACCCGCAAAGUCUUCCAUCUUCACCUACCAGUUCAGCUGUGACUGCUAUAAGUGGACGAAGCUCUCUUGGGCGAGGGUUGCAAUAUAGAGGUUCUUGGUGCACACCUCCAAGAAUCUUUAUGGAUCAUCAGGAUGAAAUCAUCCCAAACCUGGGGCCAGGACGUGUACAAUCAACAGUUAAUCCAGAUGUAAUUCAGUCAUCUGAAAAAGGGAAAAGAUUGGCCCAGCGCCCAGUCCGAAUCAGUGCUUGGAAACUUGCAAAAUUGGAUUCUAACGAGGCGAUUAGAGCAGCUGCCAAAGCUAGAGCAUCAUCCUCAGUGCUGCGUCCUGCACAUUCUCGUCACCAUCCAUACGAUAUAGAUCAAUUGUCGAGUAGCAAUAUAAGUGGUAGAAGCAGUCCAUUCAGUACUGAUCAUGGUUACAACAGAGAUGCUAAAGUGGGGGCUGUUAAGUUAUCCUCACUCAAGAGUUCUUAUCCAGCAAGCCAGACCAGCAAGGAUGAUCUUGAAACAUGCACUCAUAGUAUUAGCAACUUUAGUAGUCCUCACCAUACUAACAAUCUCAUGCCUUCUCCCUUGGAACAGCAAAUUUCUAACAGGGAACAUUUCAAUCCAAUAUAUCAAUCAUCAUCAGAUCAAUCUCCUUGGUCAGCAAAAGCAAGCAUUGGGGAUGAGGUUGCUCUCCAUGAUAGUUUACCUAUAUCACAGGAACCAAUCAGGAAAAACAACAGGUCUACUCAAGAGAACCCUAGAUCUUCAGUGGUUUGGGAUCAAGAAGCAGGACGUUUUGUGUCCACAACUACUUCUAGAACUAUUGGGUCCUCUUUACAGAGACUGGAGCUUCUUAACACUGGUCAGUCAAUUUUCUUUGGUGGUCCUCUUGUGAACGAAUGGGCAACCAGAGGUUCUAGAAAUGGCAGUUCAUUGGGGCAAACCAGUUUGGAGAGAUCCUCAACCUCAAGUCAUCGUCAGAGUAGACCGGAGAGAGGAGGGCAGCUUCCUGUUUUUGUUCCAAGCGAUUCUCAGCUAAACCAGUUUUCUUCUAGAUUGCCUUGAGGGCUUAAUAGAGAUACGUCUUCUUUCUUCCCAAUAUAUAAUUCAUUUAGACCAACAUUUCUUUCAUUCCUUUUAUGCAUUGUGGCCAUGUCUUGUGCAUUAAGAAUCUUUGAUUAGCUCUAGUUUUUCUACCAUCAUGUACACAUGAGUCAAUCUGUCAAUACAUCUGUUCAUAUAUCCAUUGUUAAUCAUCCUUUGGUUGGGUGCA
This is a messenger RNA of Telopea speciosissima, 2314 nucleotides long. Its product is annotated as protein S-acyltransferase 21-like. Bases 139 to 2106 code for a protein of 655 amino acids. Gene Ontology annotation, biological process: peptidyl-L-cysteine S-palmitoylation; protein targeting to membrane. Gene Ontology annotation, molecular function: protein-cysteine S-palmitoyltransferase activity. Gene Ontology annotation, cellular component: endoplasmic reticulum; Golgi apparatus. The record is from RefSeq and is a predicted model, not a curated record. Lineage: Eukaryota; Viridiplantae; Streptophyta; Magnoliopsida; Proteales; Proteaceae. The transcript has 10 exons.